CUUUGCAAUGUCACCAUCUCAGAUGCCCUUCUCGAUCACUGACGUCUUCAGGUGUUCCUGGCAAAGCUGGCAGCAACCUGUUGUACUUAAUUGUAGGAGGAACGGUCACGGGGACGGGCGCUUAUGUGUACAAAACACUGAAAGAAAACAAAGAGCGAUACACCAGUCGUGUCACAGCCAUAACCAAGCGAUCUCAAGAAAGUGAAUCAUCUCCCUCCGCUCUGGGAGCUCGCCCUGAGGUCCCAUCUCACGUUCCUUUCCUGCUGAUCGGUGGAGGAACCGCUGCUUUUGCUGCUGCCAGAUCCAUUCGGGCUCGUGACCCUGGUGCCCGGGUGCUGAUCGUGUCUGAAGAUCCCGCCCUACCCUAUAUGCGGCCACCUCUUUCCAAAGAGCUGUGGUUUUCAGAUGAUCCAGAUGUGACAGAGACUCUGCGAUUCAGACAGUGGAAUGGCAAGGAGAGGAGUAUAUAUUUCCAGCCGCCGUCAUUCUAUGUGCCCGUUCGUGAUCUGCCUUCUGUAGAAAACGGUGGAGUGGCAGUUCUCUGUGGCAAGAAGGUUGUGCAUAUGGACGUUAGAGGCAACAUAGUGAAGCUCAGUGAUGGGACCCAGAUAUCCUAUGACAAGUGUCUAAUUGCCACUGGUGGCUCCCCAAGGAACCUUCCCGCCAUUGAAAGAGCAGGAAAAGAUGUACAACAGAGGCUGACGCUGUUCCGAAAGAUUGAGGACUUCAAAAGUCUGGAGAAGAUUUCCAGAGAAGUCAAGUCCAUCACAAUUAUUGGUGGUGGUUUUCUUGGCAGUGAGCUGGCCUGUGCUCUGGGAAGAAGAGCACGAACCAGAGGCCUGGAGGUGAUCCAGCUGUUUCCAGAGAACGGCAACAUGGGCAAAGUCUUGCCUGAAUAUCUGAGCAACUGGACCACAGAGAAAGUCAGAAGAGAGGGUGUUAAUGUCAUGCCUAACGCUGUGGUCAAGUCUGUCUCUGUCUCUGGCAAUCGGCUGACGAUUAAACUGAAAGAUGGACGAAAGGUGGAGACCGAUCAUAUUGUGGCUGCGGUAGGGCUGGAGCCUAAUGUGGAAUUAGCAAAGUCAGCUGGGCUGGAGGUGGACUCUGACUUCGGAGGGUUCAGGGUGAACGCGGAGCUGCAGGCACGCUCCAAUAUCUGGGUGGCAGGGGAUGCUGCCUGCUUCUAUGAUAUCAAGCUGGGCAGGAGACGUGUGGAGCACCACGAUCAUGCCGUUGUGAGCGGAAGACUAGCCGGUGAAAACAUGACAGGAGCUGCCAAGCCCUACUGGCACCAGUCCAUGUUCUGGAGCGAUCUGGGCCCUAAUGUAGGGUACGAAGCCAUCGGCCUUGUUGACAGCAGUUUGCCAACAGUAGGAGUCUUUGCUAAAGCAACAGAAAAGGACACACCGAAAAGUGCAACGGAGCAAUCAGGGACAGGGAUUCGAUCAGAGAGUGAGACAGAAGCAGAAGCCUCAGAAGUUCAGAUUGCUCCAAGCUUUUCGCCAAUGCCGCAAGUUCCACAGCAAGGAGAAGAUUAUGGCAAAGGUGUAAUUUUCUACCUCAGGGAUAAAGUUGUGGUAGGAAUCGUACUAUGGAACAUCUUCAACAGAAUGCCUAUUGCGCGGAAGAUCAUCAAAGACGGGGAGGAGCAUGAGGAUCUCAAUGAAGUAGCAAAGCUUUUCAACAUCCACGAAGACUAGACUCCGGAACGGGAGCACUGUGACAGCACUGCGUGGGGCAGGAGGG
Molecule: messenger RNA, 1746 nt
Organism: Pterocles gutturalis (yellow-throated sandgrouse)
Lineage: Eukaryota; Metazoa; Chordata; Aves; Pterocliformes; Pteroclidae
Gene: AIFM1
Product: apoptosis-inducing factor, mitochondrion-associated, 1
Exons: 15
Biological process (GO): mitochondrial respiratory chain complex assembly; apoptotic process
Cellular component (GO): cytoplasm; mitochondrion
Molecular function (GO): protein dimerization activity; NAD(P)H oxidase H2O2-forming activity; FAD binding
Source: RefSeq, a predicted model, not a curated record